AGCGAAGAACAGUGAGCGUGCAGAGGGUGUCCAGCUUGUUUGGUGUAAACUAACGGUAAUAUUUAUUUAUUCGUCUAUAAACGGGAACAGCUGCACAUGUUAGCCCCACUAAACGAGAGCAAGGAUGGCGCCUAAAAGGGAAAAAAGUGCAUCAAGAAAAGCAGGCGGUAAGGGGAAAGGUAAAGGCAAGAAGAGUCAGCCAACUUCAGCUAAGGAAAAGCCGGAUCACCCCGAUGAUAUCUACCCCAUUGUCCUGACAACAGCCACCCAGGAGCGCUUUGAGUGCUGUGUUAAUGAGGAUGUCACAGAGGAGAGGCCUUACAAGCUGCUGAAAAAGGACGAGAUCAUACAGGACAUUAAGAUGAGAGCCGCAGUGUCCGAUUUCAGCCCAGUGAAGCAGAUUGUGCUGGACUACAUAGAGGAGGAAAUGUUGCUGGUUUUUGACAUAAAGUUCACCUAUGGACAGAGUUUUUACCUGGUUCUGACACCAGAAGCGAAGGCCAGAAUAUAUAAACCUCCACAGCCUGAAAUAAUAGAAGUGUUUGAAGAUGAUCUCAGUAAAACCCCAGAACCGAAACCAUGGAUAUCUCUUGGCAGUGAGCUCGAAAUAGAUGAAGAGUCUGUCAAGGAGACCAGAGAAAAGCUGUGCUCCAAGUUCUCAAAAGUGCGGAGGACGUUUGGGGCACCAGUCUGUUUUUCUGACCGCAGCGCUGCAGAUGCUAAGGAUAGCCUCCUGCGGUUUGCUUCCUAUCAAGACAGCAGAUUCAGCAUCAAGCUGAUGCAGAGGGACUGCAGGACACAGGCUGUUCCCAGGCUGCAGAACAGCAGUGCUCAGACUCAGUGUAAGUUUCACAGGGAUGUGUUUACCCAGUAUGAGCCAAGAGAUUUAAGUGAGGAAGAAAUAGAAAGCAUCCUCAGUUCUGAGAAUCUGAAGACAUUUUGCAACUCAGUCAUCCCCAGGGUCCUGCAUGCCCUUCAGCAGGAAAUCAUUAUGAACAUCUUCACUGAUGACUUUAAGGUUUUGGGCACAGGAGGUGAAGCUGCUGACAGGUUGGUGAAGGUUUCCGAAGGUUUGGUGCUUCAUCAGGCCUUCACAGACCAGAAACACACCAAGGGCAAGAAAAUUAGCAGCGUUAACUGGCACCCUACAAUCCCCGGUCUCAUAGCUGUGGCUUUGACAAAGAAAAGGGAGAAGCAGUUGGAUGAGUCCACUACACACAUCAUCAGUCCUGCUUUCAUUGUCUUCUAUAGUUUCUCUGAUCCAGCUAAUCCCCAGUUGCUCUUGGAGUGCCCAGAUGACAUUGCUGCCUUUGAGUUCUGCCCCUCUAAUCCAGAUAUUAUUGUUGGUGGCUGCAUGAAUGGCCAGGUGGUGUUAUGGGACAUUUCUGUUCGCAUCCUGCUCUUACAGGGAACGCAGCCUAACAAUAAGCAGGGCUCUGGCAACACUGACACAUUUGACCUCGAUGACAUCAAAGAGAACAAGACUCCUGUUUUGCGCUACUGUGCCGUUUCUGCCGUAGAAAGCAGCCACAAAUCCCCAGUUACUGAUGUCCAGUGGCUGCCGAGAACAUUUGAGGUGACCAGGACAGGCUUACCAGUCGAGAACAAGUGUAACAUCUCUGUUCAGGUUGUCACCUGCUCCCCUGACUGCACCGUCAUGUUCUGGGAUCUGCGAGUGCCGAAACUGCAGAGCCAGCCGCUGGCUGACAGGAAGCAGAAUGUGGAUCAGAAGACCCCAACGACAGCCUACAGCGUCCCCGAAACGUUCAAACACCUGCACCGGACAUGGAAACCGCUUUUCAGGGUUUCCCUGCCAAAGAUCGAUACAAGUGGAGAGUAUGCUCCUUUGAAGUUCAGCCUAGAACAUUACACCUGUAAUGGUAAUACAGGUAGGAACACAGAUAGUGAAGGUGAUGGUAAUGCGGUCAUCCCGGACUACAGUCAACUCAGAAUACCCUCAGCCAAAACACUCAGCACCCUGGAAGAUGUCAAUACCAAGUUUUAUAUCGGAACAGAGGAUGGAGAGGUCGUUUACACUGACUGGAAACUGGAGAAAGACGAGUCUGGACGGCUGUUCAGCGGCAAGCCCCUCCUCUGUUUCGGUACUCAUCACUGGUCGGUGAACACAAUACAGAGAUCGCCAUUUUUCAAAGACGUUGUUUUGACAACAGGAGGCUGGAACUUUGCCAUUUGGAAAGAGGAUGUCAUGGAUGGCCCCAUCUUUGUGACACCAAGCUCUGAGCAAGAGUGCACUGUGGGAUGCUGGUCCCUCUCCCGACCUGCUGUUUUCUUCAUUGGGAAAGCGGAUGGGAGUAUUGAGAUGUGGAACCUGCUCCUAAACACCAGCGAACCUACACAAGUCUAUGCACACAUCACCAAUACCAAAAUUACUUGCAUCAAACCCUGGAUCACCUCCCCCAAGCAGCACUACCUGGCUGUCACUGACAACCUUGGAAUGCUCCGUGUUCUCAAUAUUCCAAAGACCCUUUACUCUCCCUCCACAAAUGAGGAUUUAAAAGUGCAGAAAUACUUUGAACGAGAGAAAGACAGGCUGAAGGACUUUUUGGAGAGGGGUGAACUGUGGGCGAAACAGAAAAAGGAGGCAGAGGAGAAGAAGAAAGUGGAAUCUGACAAGCCAGUCAAAUUCCAGGAAGACAGUGAGGAGGAAAACAUGAAGGCAUACAAUGAGUACCUGAUACUCGAAGAAAACACCUUGAAGGUCAUGGGCCUGUGGCCACAUGCUGCAAACACUCAAGAUACCUAAUAUCACACAAAUUCACACACAAAUGCAUAAAUUAAAUUCCUCUGUUUUAUUUAUUUAUUUUUUUUACUGAUUGAGGUAAUUGAAUAUUUAUAUGAAGUACAUUUUGUAUGAAGAACAUGUAACCAUAUGGAAAUCUCUUCAACACAGUGCCAGUGUUUGUAUGUUUGCUGCUGUUUUCACAGUACUUGUUGUAACUUAAGGUUUUAUGUUAAAAAAAAAAAAAGAAGAAGAAAAAGAAAAGAAAAAAAAACUGUUAACAUUUAGAUUGAUUUUACAGUUUGCAUUCAGCCAGACCUUGGGGUUGAAGCUUCAGGGUCAACAGAUUAUUUUCAUCCACUCAUCUAAGAUCUAGUUACUGGGUAAUGCCAUCCAUUAGUGCCCUCUUUACCACCACUCCCCUGAGGAUACAAUUGGGAUCUGACCUUGACAGAAAGUCAUUAUAAGGCUCUUUAAUUUCAGUAAGUGUCUUUAGAAUGUAAAUUCAUUUAGUAUCACAUAUCUUGUUGUG
Messenger RNA from Archocentrus centrarchus (flier cichlid), 3272 nucleotides. RefSeq names its product dynein axonemal intermediate chain 3 (gene dnai3). Gene Ontology annotation, cellular component: inner dynein arm. The transcript is spliced from 23 exons. The record is from RefSeq and is a predicted model, not a curated record. The coding region runs from base 125 to 2764 and encodes 879 amino acids. Gene Ontology annotation, biological process: cilium movement involved in cell motility; inner dynein arm assembly. NCBI's taxonomy places the organism in Eukaryota, Metazoa, Chordata, Actinopteri, Cichliformes, Cichlidae. Gene Ontology annotation, molecular function: dynein light chain binding; dynein heavy chain binding.